Eutrema salsugineum is the source of this 803-nucleotide messenger RNA. RefSeq lists its product as uncharacterized. The coding region runs from base 161 to 526 and encodes 121 amino acids. Lineage: Eukaryota; Viridiplantae; Streptophyta; Magnoliopsida; Brassicales; Brassicaceae. The record is from RefSeq and is a predicted model, not a curated record. The transcript is spliced from 3 exons.
UUGAUGAGAAAAAAAUGUUAGAAGUCAUCUGCGACAGCGAGUCAGCGACGACAUCUGCAAAAGUAGAAAUGACAGGGAAAUUAGGAAAUGAACAAAAGUAGAAAUGGCGAGCGACGACAUCUGCAAUUAGGGCACCGAAUUGGAGAGUAGCUGUGUUAUUAUGGACCAUAUCUCUCACUAUUUUCUACUCUCUCUUCCAAAUGGGUCUUCGAAAUUCACCUUCCACUCCUUUUUCUUCUGUAAUAAGUCUGGUAUGUUUCAGAUCCUUUUGUCACUUACGCCGAGCAAAGCUCAAGGUUGUAUGAUAAAAUGGAACGGGAUCUACAGGAAAAGGGACCAGUGUUCCUCGAACAAAGGUGAAACGUCUCAGUCACUGUCACUUUCAGAUCUUUUCAAACUGAACGAUGGAAAGAUAUCACCUGUCCUCAAGGAUUCUAAGCUGUACCACUUCAGCAUGUUUCAUGCAUCGCAUCACAUCGUCUCCGUUCCAGCUACCAAAGAUGAGGUCUUUUUUACUAGUCGUUAGUCUUCUUGCCAAUCCACCGGAACACAUUACCAAAUCACUCCCUUUCUUGCUGUGAAAGGUCAGAUACACUUGUGUCUAACCUCAAAGAUCACUAAAGAAAUGAAAAAAAAAAAUAAACAAACAAACUCCUUGUGUUUUAUGAUCUUAUUAUUCUUUGAUCUCCAAAGAAACAGAGGAAUCCAGAAAUAAGGUCCAUGUGUUACACACUUUGCUCAGUAAUCAGAGGCAUAUAGAUCUUGCAAUCGCAAGUGUGCUUGUUUCUAUUUCUAAGAUCACA